This is a messenger RNA of Leptidea sinapis, 1158 nucleotides long. It is a transcript of the gene Uros1, whose product is annotated as uroporphyrinogen-III synthase-like. NCBI's taxonomy places the organism in Eukaryota, Metazoa, Arthropoda, Insecta, Lepidoptera, Pieridae. The coding region runs from base 274 to 1035 and encodes 253 amino acids. Gene Ontology annotation, biological process: uroporphyrinogen III biosynthetic process. Gene Ontology annotation, molecular function: uroporphyrinogen-III synthase activity. The transcript has 2 exons. The record is from RefSeq and is a predicted model, not a curated record.
AGUCAUGUUGAUUCGCUCGAGUUUUAACUUUUAGCAUUUGGCAAAGUAAAGUAGGUACCUACCUACCAAGCUGUGCUAGCGAGUAUCGUAAUUUGUAUUAUGUAGAAAAAGCAUCAAAGUGAAGAAAUUAAAUGAUGGCCAAAAUAAAACUUAUUCGCAAUUUCCUUCCGUGAUGUAUAGUUUUGUUUGAAUAAUUAAUGGUCAACCUUGUUGUGUAGUAACCGUUUGAACAAAGAAAGAACAUUAAAUGCUGUAUCUCUGAGAAUCAAAGUCAUGAAGAAGGUUGUCCUAUUUAAGAGUACAUCUGAAGAUUAUAGAAAAGUGUGUGAGGAUAAUAAUUAUGAAGCUAUAUUUGUGGAGCCUUUGGAGUUCAUUUUCAUCAACUUGCAGGAACUUUGUGAGAAGUUGAAGCUGGCAGACUACCAUGGCAUCAUCUUGACAAGUCCAAGAGCUGUCGAAGCCAUAUCCAAGUGCUGGUCGCCCUCCAAGUAUAACAUAUGGAAUUCAAAGAGAAUUUACACUGUUGGUGAGGCGAGUGGUCACAAAAUAAAACUUAUGUUGGGCCUGGAAUCACUCGGCUUAGAGACUGGCAAUGCAGAAAACUUAGCUAAAUUAAUUACUUCAGAGAAUCCAGUGCCAAGCAAAUUUCUUUUUCCUUGUGGAAAUUUAAGAUCUGAGGUAUUACCUAACAUAUUGAAGAGGUCAGGGAUUGAAGUGGAUCCACUGACUGUGUAUGAAACUAAAGAAAAUAACAGCUUAAGGGAAAAUCUGAUGGAUUUGAACAACAAUGUGAACCCAUGCUGCAUGGUGUUCUUCAGUCCGUCAGGCUGCGAGUAUGUCUACCGACAGCUGCAGACUUUCAACAACAAGCUCUCUAACUUACCUCACUUUGCUAUUGGCAACUCCACAGCUCACAAGAUAGAGAACCUGGGAGUGGAGAUAGCAGGGGUGGCCAGUAGGCCGAGGGCUGACACUCUCAUUGAGACAGUCAGAGAUUAUUUCACAAGUUUAGAUAAAAGUCAGAAGAAGCUUUAAGUAUCUGGUGUUGGUCUUGUAUAUACUGUAUUGAAUCUUUGACAUGCAAAUAAAACUAACUGUAAUUACAUUUUAUAACAAUGCUAAUAUUGAAUGUAUUAUAAUAUUAAACAAUUUUUAUUA